Messenger RNA from Arctia plantaginis, 1056 nucleotides. The record is from the annotation of a GenBank genome assembly. NCBI's taxonomy places the organism in Eukaryota, Metazoa, Arthropoda, Insecta, Lepidoptera, Erebidae.
AUGGGAAAACUAAGUCAAAAUUUAAGUGGACCUCGCUAUUUACUGAUCUCAUUUUUCUUCUCGUUUGGUUGUCUGUAUUUGAUUUUAUAUUUUUACCAAAAUCAUUUGGAACUAGAAGAAACCAGUACCACUAUUAAGCCUCAGAUUAUUCAUUGGACAAAAUUAAAAACCAAUCUGGAUUGUUAUUAUUCGGUACAAGAUGACGCGCUGCCGUCUCUUGAAAACGAAAACUUUUCAACAGGAGACAAGGCCAUAUUUUUUCAUGAAACAUCGUGCCGCGGUGGGAUUAACUCCAGGCAGGCCUGUGCAAUAGAGUCAGCCGCAAGAUUACACCCAAAAUGGCAGAUCAACUUGUUAUUUAAUUCACCAGUCACCGAAUACAUCAUCAAGAACAGUAAUCUCGUGAAAUUACUCAAGUACGGCAAUGUGAAACUAGGUAGAUUAAAAAUUAAUCAAUACGGAAAAGGAACAAUAGUAGAAGACAUACUUACAAAUCAAUUAAAGCAAAGCGCACAUCCUAUCGAGCAUGCAGCUGAUAUACUUAGAAUAGUUACUUUACACAAAUUCGGCGGCGUUUACUUGGAUACAGACUCCAUUCUUGUUAGAAAUUUAGAAGCGCUGCCACCGAAUUGGAUCGCUAAGGAAGAGGACUCACAGGUGUCAUCGGGCGCAAUGGCGUUCACGAAAGAUGGUUUUGGUAGAAACUUGACUACAGCUAUUUUAAUUGAACUUCGAGAUACUUUCAACCCAAAGUCCUGGUCUUAUAACGGACCGGCUGCAAUCAAGCGAGUUCUGAACAGAAUGUGUCCAAAUUAUACCAACUGUAAAGAUCUCGAAGUAUUCUCACCUAAGGAUUUUUACCCAAUAUAUUAUACAAAACAUAAGUUUUACUUCGAAAACGGUACACUCACGAACAUGGAACAUCCAUACAUGCAUCACAUGUGGAACUACUUGACAAAAGAUUUGAAAAUUGAGAAGUAUUCUCCUUAUGCUGCACUCGCAAGGCAAUUUUGUCCAACGAUCUACAAAAUGUAUGGCGAUCAGUUUGGAGAAUAA